GAGAGUAAAAGGGAAACAGAGAAAGGGAAGAGAGCAAGUGGAUGGGGGAGAGAUCUAAAGGCAAUUGUUGCUUAAGAAAUUUCAUUUCUGUCCUAGAGGAGCAAGCUGGGAUUGGAUAUUGCAGGUUAAACGGAACCAGGCAGAAGACACAUCCAGACCACUCAAGGCGAUGGCUGAGUUUAACGAGUACUCUCAGAUUCAGCUCACAUAUGUGGCAUCGAUAACACAGCAGAAACCUCUUCAUUGUCUUCUGUAGGAGACGGUCAAGCUUUCUGUCGUUUUACCUGCGGACACUAUGAGGAACUCGGUCGCUCUGAGCCAGCCGGGGAUUCUACUUCUUCUGGUCACAUGUCCUCUGCUAACUAUCCUGCAGGGUGUCACCUGUAAGGCAGAGAGUGGACACUUAGGGGACAAUGAUCCUGACAGGUGUAUGAGGCACCACUUUGUUGAGACCAUCACACAUCCUAUCUACAAGUGCAAUUCAAAGAUGGUCCUCCUGGCUCGAUGUGAGGGUCACUGUAGCCACACAUCUCGUUCAGACCCACUGAUUUCAUUUAGCUCUGUCCUGAAGCAGCCUUUCAAAAAUACAUGUUUCUGCUGCCGUCCACACACCUCCAAACUGAAGGCAGUACGUCUUCGAUGCUCGGGUGGGACACGGAUAACAGCUACUUACCGUUACAUCCUUGCGUGCAGCUGUGAGGAGUGCAGCUGAAUGAAUUUGUCAUGGAGAAAGACCCUCUGGGCUGAAACACACAAAAAAGUUUGAAGGUACACUUUAUUGCUGAUGAUUCAGAGCAACCAUUUUACGAUUCAUUAGCACUGCCGAAAUGUUGCCAACAACCCAUCGAGACUUCAAGAAGAAUCACAUCAUGUGUAAAGCGGCGCAUGCACUCGGAUUUCCAGAUGUCGGCCUGCCCGUCACACCUGCGCAUGCGCUCAGCCAGUCAAUUUACUUUUAUUGCAUUCCAUUGUUUUGAUCACUGCGUGUGUAAAAUAGCGGAUGCUGACAACAACAUCGUAAAUCUUGAAGGAAAUUUGAUGAAGCUAAGUGGGAGUCACUUUGGUAGACUACGUUUUACAAUAUCAGAGAGGCUAAAUACAAACCAGGACAGAGAGGGCUGGAUGUUUUCAUAGACACUGAUAGUGGAGAAGUAUAGUUUGAUUUAUGUCUAGGAUAGAGUUUAAAAUUCUCCCCUCCAGCCCCAAUUUUAUUAUUUAUUUUGCCAUUAUUAUUUACUCAAAUCUCAUGUCAUUCAAAACCUGAGGUCUAUUGCUUAAAACCAUCAACCAACUAAGUUAGCAAGUUCAGUUUUUACAAACAUAAUUCAACAAUGUGUCAUUUCCAGAAUGCAUAGUUAACAAGAAAAUUCAUAGACAUCACUGCAGGCUUGUGUGGUUAUGGCUACAGCUUUCUGCCUGUGGUUAGAAGCAUAUCUUCUUAAUGUGACAUAUGAACCUAAAGAAAGCAUGCACUUGGUAAAUGCAUCAUGGAAAAUAAGCAAGCUAAAUUGCAGAACAUUUUACAUGUUUUAUUCCAAACAUAAAACAAGAGUGUGCAUGUGCAUACUUGCUCCAGUACCAACAACAGAGUAGUUAAAGAACAAAUCUUUAGAUGCAAUGUUUGUAGUUGUUUUAACAGCAAUAACCUAACUUUAUUGACCUUGAACUGUUUAAUUACAGGAACUUGUCACUCCACCACCUUUCACAUCAUGUUAUGACUAGCUAGUUAGUUUUUGUCAUGAGAGUUGUCAUCAUUCAGGAAACGCACCUUUGUAUGACUUUUCAUCGUUAUUGUUUAAUUUAGACAAGUGAAUGGAAUUAAAAACAACAUGUUCCCUUUUAGGGUGACUCGGUGGCUCAAUGGUUAGCACUGUUGCCUCACAGCAAGAAGGUCGCUGGUUCGAAUCCAAGCUGGGCCAGUUGGCAUUUCUGUGUGGAGUUUGCAUGUUCUCCUCGUGUUCGUGUGGGUUUCCUCCGGAUGCUCCGGUUUCCCCCACAGUCCAAAGACAUGCGCUGUAGGUGAAUUGAAUAAACUAAAUUGGGCCUAGUGUAUGAGUGUGAAUGAGUGCAAAAAGAGAAUGAGUACUAGGAUGCAGCUGGAAGGGCAUCCGCUUUGUAAAAGAUGCUGGAAUAGGUGGUGGUUCAUUCCGCUGUGUUGACCCCUGAUGAAUAAAGGGACUAAGCCGAAGGAAAAUGAAUGAAUGAAUGUUCCCUUUCGACUUGUACAGAAAAAAAGAUAUUCUCAUUACUGUUCCACAGAAGAAAUAAAGCCAUACAGUUUUUGGGUUACAGGUAGGUAAUUAAUAACAGAACUCAUUGUGUGAUCUGUCUCCUUAAAGUCUCUGGAAUUGCCCAUAUCCCAGCAUACAUCUUUUGCUUUAUUAUACCUAAUAAUAUUGUAACAAACAAAACAAACUGUUGUAUUGUAUUGCCAAUGUCAAACUUUGUAAACCUUGUACAUGAUUUUACUGUGGGGGUUUACGAUCUACCAUGCCGGACUAUAUGUGGAAAAUGUCAGUUUUAAGUCUGUUUAUUUCAUCAUCAAAGUAUCACAAUGGCUCAUAACACCUAACAGCAGCAGGUUGUCAAGCUAAUCACCUACAAUUAUGAUAACUAUGAUGUUUGCAUUGUGGAAAUGUACAGUAAAUUACAAGAACCAUAUAUAAAUACACAAAAAAAAAAAUGGAAAAAAAAUGUAUUGUUCCUCAAAUUUCUCUAUGUGUAUGGAAAUAAAUCCAGUCUCUACAUAUUCCUGAAACUGUACUGCAGGGAAAUUAUAACAAUUUGCUUGCUGGACAGGUUUGAGCUCCACUAAACCUUGACAGCUUUUUGGGCUCUGUGCACGAAUCUAAUAAACAGUGCCCUUUUGUUUUUAAA
Danio aesculapii is the source of this 2877-nucleotide messenger RNA. It is a transcript of the gene ndp, whose product is annotated as norrin cystine knot growth factor NDP. Gene Ontology annotation, biological process: Wnt signaling pathway. The coding region runs from base 296 to 712 and encodes 138 amino acids. The transcript is spliced from 3 exons. NCBI's taxonomy places the organism in Eukaryota, Metazoa, Chordata, Actinopteri, Cypriniformes, Danionidae. The record is from RefSeq and is a predicted model, not a curated record.